Molecule: messenger RNA, 683 nt
Organism: Amorphotheca resinae ATCC 22711
Lineage: Eukaryota; Fungi; Ascomycota; Leotiomycetes; Helotiales; Amorphothecaceae
Exons: 3
Coding region: 22-657 (211 amino acids)
Source: RefSeq, a predicted model, not a curated record
GUCAACGCCCCCAAUGCAAGAAUGGCAUCUCAGGACAGUCCGCUGUCAAUUGCCGCCAGCAUUACCGGCAUCCUCACAUUUGUGGCUGCCGUCGUGGCCGGCUUCUACGCGCAUACCAUAAGUCUCAAGAACGCCAUCGACACACAAGCCGAGAUCUCGCGAGCCUUCGAGAAGAUCGACUUCCUGGCAACAGAAACCGAUAUGCUGAAUAACGCCCACCUAGCCUCCCAGAUCCGGCAGCCGGAGCAGAGAUACGGGAAUGGCGAUUUCAGGUAUUUCCAGGGCCUGUAUGAGAACUCACUACAGCGGAUGCGGAGGAUGGAUCGCGAGCUGAGGAGGAGCAUUGCAGCGGUCACGGGCGGCAGCCGCUAUGACAACAUCUCGCGAAUCAAGACGGCCGCUGCCUGGAUGGCGGCAAGGGAUCGCAUCCAUAGAGAAAUCGAGGAGCGGAAAGCGGAGAGUGCGCGCAUCUUCCAGAUCCGGCUCUCAAUACUGUCGGCAAAAGUCGAUGAGUUGUCCUACUACCAGAGACACCAUAACGUCACAUGCAGCCUUGUGGCGGAAGAGCUGGGGAGGCUGAAGAGCAUGGCAAUGCCAUCAUCAACCGUCUGUAUUUCGGAGAUAAAAGCAACUGAAGCUCCAAAGUCUCCACGAUGAGGCACCAUCAUGGUUUAGAGGGAGGG